CACCGAUACCAUAAAAGUAAUAAAUUUAUUAAAUUAUUAUUUAUAAAAUAAUGGAAACCAGGCUAACUGAUUUAAAUUCUAAUAACAAUGAUCGUACACUACUACCAGGUAAUGAAUUACAAUCACAGUCAUCAUCAUCAUCAUCACCAAAUGAAAUUUCAAAAGACACAUGGGGUAUACUAUCACCAUGUUGGCAAAGGCAACUUGAUGAAUGUUGUCUCAUUAAAAAUGAAUAUACAGCUGGACGAUUUCAACAUUUGGAUAUAGAAUUUAAUGAAAAAAACACAGAUUCAAAAAGAUUACUUCAAACAAGUAAAACACAAUUUAUAAUUAAACGUGAAAGAGUAACAAAUUAUAAAACAGCUGAUUAUGAAGGUGAUUUUGUUGUUUUUAUUUAUGACAAAAGUAUGAAUGGUACAUAUAUUAAUAAAAAAAAACUAAAAAAUAAUAAAGGCAUACUACUUCAUAAUGAUACAAUAAGUAUUGCUAGCCCGAAUUAUAAAGUCUUCGAGUACCUGCAAUCAACAAAUCCAGUCGAUAUUCCAUCAGAGUUGGCCAAAAAUUACGUGGCUUUGAGAAUUUUAGGAUAUGGUGUUUGUGGACCAGUUACAUUAAUUUAUUCAAAAACUGAUUAUUGUCCAUUGGCAUUUAAAUAUAUAAGAAAAAAUGGCUUAGAUGAGACAGCUUAUCAAGAAAUUUUUAUGAAUGAAGUUAAUAUGUUAAAAGGAUUAAAACAUCCAAAUGUUAAUCAAAUGGUACAUGCAAUAAAUACACCAUCUUAUAUUUUUGUCAUGCUUGAAUACAUGCAAGGUGGUAAAUUGCUUGAUAGAAUUAUAAAACAUGAUGGUUUAUCAGAAAAUUUAACAAAAUUUUAUUUCUAUCAAAUUGUAACUGCUGUUGAGUAUCUUCAUGACAAAGGAAUAAUACAUCGUGAUCUUAAACCAGAAAAUAUAUUAUUAUUAGAUAACGAUGAAUAUACACUUGUUAAAUUAACUGAUCUUGCUUUCUCAAAACUGAUUGAUUGUGAAGCAACGAUUAAGAAAUUUGAUGGUAUGUCAUAUUAUGAUGCACCAGAAAUAUUUAGGAGCGAAAGAAAACAACAGUAUACAAGUCAAGUAGAUGUAUGGAGUUUGGGUGUUAUAUUGUAUCGUAUGUUAAGUAACCGUCUACCAUUUACAAAAAGAGGAAAUAAAAAUCUUUCAGAUAUUAUUAGGGAAGGUACUUAUGAUUAUAUACCAGAUACAUUUAAAAAUGUAUCUGUAGAAGCCAAAAAUUCGAUUGAUAAAAUGCUAACGGUCAAUCCAAACGAUCGUUACACAGCUCCAAGAGUUCUUGCAAAGGAAUUGGUAGCAAAUGAAACGUCAACGUUUACAAUAAGUAAUACAUUUGAUAAUAUAAAACAAUAA
Aphidius gifuensis is the source of this 1406-nucleotide messenger RNA. RefSeq names its product ovarian-specific serine/threonine-protein kinase Lok-like. The transcript is spliced from 4 exons. Gene Ontology annotation, molecular function: protein kinase activity; protein binding; ATP binding. Gene Ontology annotation, biological process: protein phosphorylation. The record is from RefSeq and is a predicted model, not a curated record. Bases 51 to 1406 code for a protein of 451 amino acids. NCBI's taxonomy places the organism in Eukaryota, Metazoa, Arthropoda, Insecta, Hymenoptera, Braconidae.